AUGUUCGACGAUUCAGACGGUGCGUCAUCUGAAGAUGAUAACUUCAGCUCAUACGGUGAGUCUCCUACAGAUGACGAAGAUUCACCAACGCUACCUCCGAAGAAGAUAUAUCAGAACUUCUCAAUGAGUGGAUCUAAAGGGAAUCUGGAGGUUCUAUGUUUGAAGAUGUCGUCGAUAGACAUUGCGAUGGACUAUUGGAAAUCACACCGGUCGCUGAAAUUUCCAAGGGAAAUCGAUGAGGGAACACCUGAGUGUGGGUUUGAAAGCUUGCCUUCUUACUUAUACAUGAUAAGAAGGGUAAAUCCGAGUACAGUUACGCGUCUUCAUAUCGAUGAGCUUGGAAGAUUCAUGUAUGUGUUUCUUGCCUUUGGUGCGAGCGUUAAUGGGUUUCCUUUCAUGCGUAAAGUUGUUGUAGUCGACGAUACGUUUCUCAAUGGUAAAUACAAAGGGACUCUACUCAUAGCACUAGCUCAGGACGGUAACCUCCAGAUUUUUCCAAUAGCCUUCGAAGUGGUUGACACAGAAAAUGAUGAUUCGUGGCAUUGGUUUUUUACGCAACUAAAACUUCUGAUUCCUGACGACGAGGGUCUUGCGAUAAUCUCGGACAUGCAUAACUCUAUAGGAAAAGCAAUUAGAAAUGUGUAUCCGUUGGCUGCUCGGGGAAUAUGCACCUACCAUUUAUAUAAGAACAUAUUGGGACGGUACAAAGGAAAAGAAGCAUUCCGUCUGAUGAAGAAAGCGGCGAGAUGUUUUAGGAUGUCUGACUUUACUGCGAUUUUCGAGGAGAUUGAAGCGAUUCAUCCUGCACUCCACGGCUACAUCCAAAGAGCUGAUGUCCGCAUGUGGACGCGUGUUCAUUUCCCGGGCGAGAGGUACAAUUUGAUGACUACAAACAUAGCGGAAUCAAUGAACAGAGCAUUGUCGCAUGCUAGAGGUCUAAACAUUGUUCGAAUAUUAGAAACGAUACACGUUAUGAUGACCAGAUGGUUUGCUGAACGGAGAGAGGAUGCCAGACUGCAGCCAACGACGCUUACGCGUGGUGUCGAGAAACUACUACAUUAUUUUCAUGGUAUUCCAAGAGAAUGGGUUCAGAGGUUAGGGAAACUAGUGCGAUCUGUGAAAUGGGGAUGGGGUUGGUGGCAUUCUGAUGAGUUCCGCCAAAAUAGGGCGCUGUUCAUUUCAAAGUUUGUUCUGUCGUUCUACAGAUGCCAAUGUGCAACACAUGUGUGGCGACAAUGUCUCUGCUUGUGGCACCUUGAUAUGACUAAGGAUGACAACAUGUGUGAGCGUUGUUUCUAG
Molecule: messenger RNA, 1299 nt
Organism: Brassica oleracea var. oleracea
Lineage: Eukaryota; Viridiplantae; Streptophyta; Magnoliopsida; Brassicales; Brassicaceae
Exons: 3
Coding region: 1-1299 (432 amino acids)
Source: RefSeq, a predicted model, not a curated record